AUGACGGCGAUCUACUUAUUCCGAUGUCUGUUACUAUUGUCUGUGAUCGCAUUGGUGGGUCGCUCAAGCGCUGAGAAAGUUAACUCUUCUGGAGGAAUGGUCUGGUCCACUGCGAGAGAUGAGGCGGAGUUGGUAGAAGAUUCCGGUGUGGUAAUCGGAGAGCAGGAUCAAAUCGACGGUGGAUUUUCUUCCCUGGAUGGGAUGUUACACUGGGCUAUAGGUCAUUCGGAUCCUGCGACACUUAAGGAAGCAGCUAAAGAUACACAGAAGAUGUCUAUGGAUGAGUUACAGAAGCGUCAAUUGGAGUUAAAGGAGCUGGUGGAAAAGCUUAAGUUGCCUUCAGAUGCACAGUUGAUGCAAAUAGCCGUAUCUGACUUGAACAAUUCGUCCUUGUCUCUGGAAGAUCGCCACCGUGCUUUGCAGGAGCUUUUGAUCCUCGUUGAACCCAUUGAUAAUGCCAAUGAUUUGAGCAAAUCAGGAGGGCUUAAAGUUGUCGCUGGAGAGCUUACUCAUUCUGACCCAGAUGUUAGGAAACUAGCUGCUUGGGUGCUCGGGAAGGCCAGCCAGAACAACCCAUUUGUUCAAGAGCAGGUUCUUCAGCUUGGGGCUUUAACAACACUGAUAAAGAUGGUUAACUCCAGUUCUGAAGAAGAAGCUGUGAAAGCACUCUUUGCUGUUUCUGCUUUGAUUCGGAACAACAUAGCUGCUCAGGACAUGUUUUAUGCAGCACAGGGAUACAUUAUGCUCCAGGAUGUAAUGAGCAAUGGGAGCUUGGAUAUUAAACUGAGACGGAAAGCUGUAUUCUUAGUGGGUGAUUUGGCUGAGUUUCAACUACAAAACACAGAGAAAGCUGAACUUCCUAUAUUCAGUGAUCGUUUGUUCCUACAGUCCGUAGUCGAUUUGAUCGUUGUGCUUGAUCUUGACCUCCAAGAGAAGGCUCUUGAAGCAAUCAAGAAUCUUCUUCAACUUAAAUCCAUAGAGCCUCUGAUUCUCAGAGACUUCUGCGGGUUGGAAGGAGCAUUAGAGAGAAUGAAGCUGCAGCUGAAGGAAUCAAUGGCGGAUGAAAACAUGAGAGACUAUGCUGCAGACGUGGAAAGCCUUCGUGCAGAAGUGGAACUGAUCUUCCGCGGAAAGCUUGGACUUUUAUGA
Messenger RNA from Thlaspi arvense, 1149 nucleotides. Lineage: Eukaryota; Viridiplantae; Streptophyta; Magnoliopsida; Brassicales; Brassicaceae. The record is from the annotation of a GenBank genome assembly.